Molecule: messenger RNA, 1938 nt
Organism: Saccharomycodes ludwigii
Lineage: Eukaryota; Fungi; Ascomycota; Saccharomycetes; Saccharomycodales; Saccharomycodaceae
Exons: 1
Coding region: 1-1938 (645 amino acids)
Biological process (GO): protein refolding; vesicle-mediated transport; SRP-dependent cotranslational protein targeting to membrane, translocation
Cellular component (GO): nucleus; cytoplasm; plasma membrane
Molecular function (GO): ATP binding; misfolded protein binding; heat shock protein binding
Source: RefSeq, a predicted model, not a curated record
AUGUCUAAAGCCGUCGGUAUCGAUUUAGGUACUACCUACUCCUGUGUCGCUCACUUUGCUAACGACCGUGUCGAAAUUAUUGCCAAUGACCAAGGUAACAGAACUACUCCAUCCUAUGUUGCUUUCACUGAUACUGAAAGAUUAAUUGGUGAUGCUGCUAAGAACCAAGCUGCCAUGAACCCAACCAACACUGUUUUUGACGCCAAGCGUUUGAUUGGUAGAAAAUUUGAUGAUCCAGAAGUCCAAAGUGAUAUGAAACACUGGCCAUUCAAGGUUAUCAACUCUGCUGGUAAGCCAAAGAUUGAAGUUCAAUACAAGGGUGAAACCAAAGUUUUCACUCCAGAAGAAAUUUCCUCUAUGAUCUUGGUCAAGAUGAAGGAAACUGCCGAAGCUUACUUGGGUUCUAAAGUCAAUGACGCUGUUAUCACAGUUCCAGCUUACUUCAACGAUUCUCAAAGACAAGCCACAAAGGAUGCUGGUGCCAUUUCUGGUAUGAACGUUUUGCGUAUUAUUAACGAACCAACCGCUGCUGCCAUUGCUUACGGUUUGGAUAAGAAAGAUUCUGGUGCUGGUGAACACAAUGUUUUGAUUUUCGAUUUGGGUGGUGGUACUUUUGAUGUUUCCUUGUUGACCAUUGAAGAUGGUAUUUUUGAAGUUAAGGCCACUGCUGGUGAUACUCAUUUGGGUGGUGAAGAUUUUGAUAACAGAUUGGUCAACCACUUUGUCCAAGAAUUCAAGAGAAAGAACAAGAAAGAUUUAACAACCAACCAAAGAUCUUUGAGAAGAUUAAGAACUGCUUGUGAAAGAGCCAAGAGAACCUUGUCUUCUUCUGCUCAAACUUCUGUUGAAAUCGAUUCUUUAUAUGAAGGUAUUGACUUUUACACCAGUAUUACCAGAGCUAGAUUUGAAGAAUUGUGUGCCGAUUUGUUCAGAUCCACUUUGGAACCAGUUGAAAAGGUUUUGAGAGAUGCCAAGUUGGACAAGUCUCAAGUCCACGAAAUUGUUUUGGUUGGUGGUUCCACCAGAAUUCCAAAGGUCCAAAAGUUGGUUUCUGACUUUUUCAACGGUAAAGAACCAAACAGAUCUAUCAACCCAGAUGAAGCCGUUGCUUACGGUGCUGCUGUCCAAGCUGCCAUUUUGACUGGUGAUCAAUCCUCCAAGACUCAAGAUUUAUUGUUGUUGGAUGUUACCCCAUUAUCCUUGGGUAUUGAAACUGCUGGUGGUGUCAUGACCAAGUUGAUUCCAAGAAACACUACUAUUCCAACCAAGAAAUCAGAAGUCUUUUCUACAUAUGCUGAUAACCAACCAGGUGUCUUGAUCCAAGUUUUUGAAGGUGAACGUGCCAAGACAAAGGAUAACAACUUGUUGGGUAAAUUUGAGUUGAGUGGUAUUCCACCAGCUCCAAGAGGUGUUCCACAAAUUGAGGUUACCUUUGAUAUUGAUGCCAAUGGUAUUUUGAACGUUUCCGCCGUUGAAAAGGGUACCGGUAAAUCUGAAAAGAUCACUAUCACCAACGAUAAAGGUAGAUUGUCUCAAGAAGAUAUUGAGAGAAUGGUUUCUGAAGCUGAGAAGUUUAAGGAGGAAGAUGAAAAGGAAGCCAAGAGAAUUCAAGCUAAGAACCAAUUGGAAUCUAUGGCUUACUCUUUGAAGAACACUAUUUCUGAAGCUGCCGACAAAUUAGACGCUGCCGACAAGGAAACUUUAGAAAAGAAGUGCACAGAAGUCAUUGAAUGGUUAGACAGCAACACUACUGCUACUGAAGAAGAAUAUACAGACAAGCAAAAGGAAUUGCAAGAUGUUUCCAACCCAAUCAUGUCUAAGUUGUACGCUGCCGGUGGUGCUCCAGGUGGUGCUCCAGGUGCUGCUCCAGGUGGUUUCCCAGGUGGUGCUCCUCCAGCUCCAGAAGCUGAAGGUCCAACUGUUGAAGAAGUUGACUAG